Molecule: messenger RNA, 3121 nt
Organism: Ilyonectria robusta
Lineage: Eukaryota; Fungi; Ascomycota; Sordariomycetes; Hypocreales; Nectriaceae
Product: coatomer beta subunit
Exons: 3
Coding region: 298-3051 (917 amino acids)
Biological process (GO): endoplasmic reticulum to Golgi vesicle-mediated transport; intra-Golgi vesicle-mediated transport; intracellular protein transport
Cellular component (GO): cytoplasm; COPI vesicle coat
Molecular function (GO): structural molecule activity
Source: RefSeq, a predicted model, not a curated record
UCUUCCUGUAGCUGACGAUUUUCAAGAGAGCUGGUCCAGAACAACCUCGGGGACACUGGCAAUCUUGGCCGGCGAUUGCGCGCUGCGACACUCAACGGAUGGCACUGGCGGAAUUUCCAAAUUGUCUCGUCUCCUACAGCUGGAGAGCUCCAAGCACUAUAAGCCCCUGAGCCUCCCCACCGCCGAGUCGACUACCCCCGAUCCCACUUCCACCUCUCGUCUCCUUUGAGCCACGUCCCAUCUACAACAUCCUCCACCAACACCACCCACGGCCAACCGCCGGCGAUCCUGCCCACCAUGUCCGGCUUUCUCGAGAGCGCCUACAGUCUUGUCCACCAGGACAAUGCUGCCGACGUCCCCACCGUCUCCGACCUGCGCACGCAGUUGGAGAAGGGCACCGAUGAGACCAAGGUCGAGACCAUGAAGCGCAUCUUGACCAUUAUGCUCAACGGAGAUCCCAUGCCCUCUCUGCUCAUGCACAUCAUUCGAUUCGUUAUGCCCUCAAAGUACAAGCCUCUCAAGAAGCUCCUAUACUUCUACUAUGAGAUCUGCCCCAAGCUCGACAGCACCGGCAAGUUGAAGCAGGAGAUGAUUCUGGUUUGCAAUGGCAUCCGGAAUGACCUCCAGCACCCCAACGAGUACAUCCGAGGAAAUACCCUGCGCUUCCUUUGCAAGUUGAGGGAGGCUGAGUUGAUCGAGCCCCUCCUAUCAUCGGCCCGAUCCUGCCUCGAGCACCGACACGCUUACGUCCGAAAGAACGCCGUCUUCGCCGUCUCUUCGAUUUACUUGCACUCGCCCACCCUGAUCCCCGAUGCCUCAGAACUCAUUUCUACAUUCUUGGACGGGGAGACGGAUGCUACCUGCAAGAGGAAUGCAUUCGCUGCCUUGGCCAGCAUCGACCACGACGCUGCUCUUCUUUAUCUUAGCUCUGUCUUCGAGGGUAUUCCUAAUGCAGAGGAACUUCUGCAGCUUGUUGAACUGGAGUUCAUCCGCAAGGAUGCUGUCCAAAACUCUCAGAAUAAGGCACGCUACCUGAGGUUAAUCUUCGACUUGCUAGAGGCUGGCGUUUCGACCGUCGUUUACGAGGCUGCUUCAUCACUCACAGCUCUGACAAACAACCCUGUUGCCGUCAAGGCCGCCGCCGCGAAGUUUAUCGAGCUCAGCAUUAAGGAGGCAGACAACAACGUUAAGCUGAUUGUGCUUGAUCGAGUCGAUCAGCUGCGCAAGAAGAACGAUGGCGUCUUGGACGAUUUGACCAUGGAGAUUCUGCGGGUGCUCUCUAGCACCGAUAUCGACGUCCGGAGAAAGGCUCUCGUCAUUGCCCUUGAGAUGGUUACCAGCAAGAAUGUCGAGGAAGUCGUGCUUCUGCUCAAGAAGGAACUCUCCAAGACAGUUGACCAAGAGUAUGAGAAGAACGCCGAGUACCGGUCCCUCCUUAUUCACUCCAUCCAUCAGUGCGCCAUCAAGUUCUCCGAGGUUGCCGCCAGUGUGGUGGAACUUCUUAUGGACUUCAUUGCUGACUUCAACAAUGCCUCCGCUGUUGAUGUGAUCAACUUCGUCAAGGAGGUUGUGGAGAAAUUCCCCAACCUCCGAACUACCAUCAUCGGACGCCUCGUAUCCACAUUGGGCGAGGUUCGAGCUGGCAAGGUUUACCGGGGGAUCAUGUGGAUCAUCGGUGAGUACUCGCUUGAAGAGAAGGAUAUUCGGGAUGCUUGGAAGAGGAUACGUGCCAGCCUGGGCGAGAUGCCUAUUCUGGCCUCGGAACAGCGCCUGUUGGACUCUCAUGACGAUGAGGACAAACCCGAGGAUCAUGUCAAUGGCAACUCAAAGACAGCAGCGCCAACUGGCUCGCGCAAGGUUCUUGCCGAUGGCACUUACGCUACUGAGACGGCUCUCACCAGCCAAUCUUCCGCCGCCGCUAAGCUAGAAGCCGUGAAGGCUGCCCAGAAACCCCCCCUGCGUCAACUCAUCCUCGAUGGUGACUACUAUCUUGCCACCGUUCUGUCAUCGACCCUCGUCAAGCUCGUGAUGCGCCACUCCGAGAUCUCAUCUGACAAGGCACGAACCAACGCUCUGAGGGCCGAGGCCAUGCUCAUCAUGAUCUCCAUCAUCCGUGUUGGACAGUCGCACUUCGUCAAGGCCCCUAUUGACGAGGACUCUGUGGAUCGCAUCAUGUCUUGUGUGCGAUCACUCGCGGAGUUCGAGGAGAAGAAAGAACUUGAGACCGUCUGGCUGGAAGAUACUCGGAAGGCUUUCCGCGCUAUGGUCCAAGUCGAGGAGAAGAAGCGGGCUGCCAAGGAGGCUGUCGAGAAGGCAAAGACUGCCGUGCAGGUUGACGAUGUCGUCCAGAUCCGCCAACUAUCCAAGAAGAACGCCGGUGACGGUUUAGAUGAGAUUGAGAUGGAUCUUGAACGGGCAACCGGCGGCGAGUCGAAUGCUGAGGAUUUGUCUUCCAAGCUCAGCCGCGUGGUCCAACUGACUGGCUUCUCUGACCCCGUCUAUGCUGAGGCAUACGUCAAGGUCCACCAAUUCGAUAUCGUCCUCGAUGUCCUUCUCGUUAACCAAACGACGGACACGCUCCAGAACCUGUCGGUUGAGUUUGCGACUUUGGGCGAUCUCAAGGUUGUUGAGCGACCUACGACUCAGAACCUUGGCCCUCACGACUUCCAUAAUGUGCAAUGCACAAUCAAGGUCUCGUCGACAGACACUGGCGUCAUCUUCGGCAAUGUUGUCUAUGACGGGGCCCACUCUACUGACACCAAUGUUGUCAUUCUCAACGACCUGCACGUGGACAUUAUGGACUACAUCCAGCCAGCCACCUGCACAGAGACACAAUUCCGUACCAUGUGGACCGAAUUCGAGUGGGAGAACAAGGUCAACAUCAACUCCAAGGCAACAUCGCUGCGGGACUUCCUUGAGCAACUUAUGGCGUGUACAAAUAUGAACUGUCUGACACCAGAGGCCAGCCUCAAGGGCGACUGCCAGUUUCUGAGUGCCAAUCUCUAUGCCCGCAGUGUGUUUGGUAAGCUGCAUCAUAUACGGUGGAUCUGAACCGAGACUUGUUUGCUAACUGUCAUAUAGGUGAGGAUGCACUUGCCAACCUCAGUAUUGAGAAGGAGGG